GCGACCCCGACCCCACCCGAGCAGAGCUUAUCCCCUCCCGACUCGGCGACUCCUUCCGACGACGACGAAGCAAGCAGCCAGCGGGAGGAGCAUAAGCGCCGCAGAUCCCGAUCCCUCCUCCCCUCAUCCUCCGCCUCGUGCCACAGAUCCCGACGCUCGCAGCCAGCCAGCCACCCACGUACCUAUGGCCCGCUCAUCCUCGCAGUCGCAGUCCUCCGUCGGCGGCGGCGCGGGCGCAGGCGCGCGCCCGGCCACCGUCGGGCCGCGGGGCACGGCCGCGGCGGCCGCAGGGAUGCGACGCCGCCGCGCCACCUCGUCCGCCGGGGGAGGCGGCUUCUCGGGUGGCGGCGGGAGCAACAUGCUCCGCUUCUACACCGACGAGGCCCCCGGCCUCCGCCUCUCGCCCACCAUGGUGCUCGUCAUGUCGCUCUGCUUCAUCGGCUUCGUCACCGCGCUCCACAUCUUCGGCAAGCUCUACCGCUCCCGCACGGCCGCCGCCUCCGCGUGAUCCGAUCCCAUCCCAUCCGAUCCGAUCCCACCGCUCUCUUUGUGGAUCCAGAUCACAACAGUACCAGAUCAGACGGGUUUUUGGAUGGUGAAUUAUGUAUGGCGAGACGCCCAGCUUGUUGUGUUGCCUAGCUUUUGCUUGAAUCCUUACUUUCUCGAGUUAGAUCUCAGCUAGAUCUGCAGAUGAAUGAGUGAAAAAACCCUACAUGUCAACUUAAUGGUGCCCUUUCUGUUAUUUUCCUUCUAAUUCAGCUUAUUAUGAGAAUUAUUACUGGAAUAAUUAUGCCUAAUUCCUUCUAAUUCUGCUUC
Sorghum bicolor (sorghum) is the source of this 816-nucleotide messenger RNA. Its product is annotated as protein transport protein Sec61 subunit beta. Gene Ontology annotation, biological process: intracellular protein transport. Lineage: Eukaryota; Viridiplantae; Streptophyta; Magnoliopsida; Poales; Poaceae. The record is from RefSeq and is a predicted model, not a curated record. The transcript has a single exon. Gene Ontology annotation, cellular component: Sec61 translocon complex. The coding region runs from base 185 to 508 and encodes 107 amino acids.